AGUUAUAUGCUAGCAAACAGAAACUGCAUUUGAAGCGCAGACGACUGUGAAGACUAUGAAGACUUGGCAAGCCCUCUGCCUCGCUGUUGGCCUCUACGGAGCUCUGUUUAUUGCAACCGCAGAGGAGCAAGACACGAAAUCGAAGGGGCAACUCUUAUUGCACCAAUGCAAGGACGACCACGUCUUAGAUGAGAAGUACCGGCCACAGGAACACUUAGACAAGAAUAACAUCUCUGCAUUUCCCGCUGACUGUCGAUACUAUUGCAACAGGAGCCAUGAUGCCAGAGAAAUUUGGUAUGGCUACUACGAAGCGUUUACUCCAUGCACGAAUUCUACCGACCUCUUCGAUGAAAAACAACAGAUCAAGCAUGGAAUAUGCAUUACCAGUGGCGUAACCGGACAGAAGACAUGGAAAUGUGAUUUGACGCAGCCAUCAAAGAUUCAGCUGGAAUCCUGCUGAUCAGCAGCUGUUGAGGAUGAAGGCGCCUAUAAUAGCGUACCUGUAGUGGACCUCUCCUCGAAUAAACAGAGUGUCAUACCCAACAAU
Molecule: messenger RNA, 547 nt
Organism: Ornithodoros turicata
Lineage: Eukaryota; Metazoa; Arthropoda; Arachnida; Ixodida; Argasidae
Exons: 5
Coding region: 56-460 (134 amino acids)
Source: RefSeq, a predicted model, not a curated record